GUUUAGCCACGAUCGGCGCGUCAGAGGCCGCCUAUCUCUGUUAUAACUUAAUAACUGACACGAAAGCAGUAUAUUCCGUUAAAUGGAAAGUAUGCCUACAUCUUUUUAGAUUUUCGACCGUCAUUCCGGAUGUAAAUUAAAAAAAGACGUGUAUCAAGUCAUGUCUCAUGUGGGGCCUCGUGAAAAAAUUUUAUGAAUAAUAAUAGUAUGGCUGAUCUGUUCCUGAAAAUAAAUUUUAAAGUUCAGAUUUUCGCAUGUCAAGUUUGACUUUGGCCAUUGUUUAUUAUGAAUGCUGCAGGAAAUACCUUAAAAAAUUAUCCUCGAAUUUUCAGUAUUUUUGCUAAUAACCGUUGUCCUUUUGAAAUAACAACUCUUGUACAAAAAAAAAACACAAGAUGAAAAUGACGCGUGACGCACAAGAUGAACAUUUUUUCGCGAGUCGUGGAACUUUUUCUUUUAAAAUUUAUUUAUAUUCACGUUUCAGGUAUUUUUCGAUAAAAACUUUGUCUUAUUGUUAGAAAUUCGAAGACUGUUUCUUAAUUGAUACCGUCGUUUGAUGAUGUAUCAUUGUCAGAUUUCAAAUAAAAUCAGCCCUCAGUUUAUUCGCUUCAAUGGAGUUUGCGCAAGUAAAAACAUUCUGUAUAUCAGUAUGGACUGCUUGUCAUUCGUAAGCAGACUACGUGCAGUCUUCGCAUAUUUCUGUAGCGUGCAACUCCUGUCAACCCGCCAUAUCCAGCAUUUGAUUUUACAAUUUUAAAUUAACGACAGUACUUGGCGAAAAAAAGCUGUUAUUAUUUUACAAAGUUCGAAUUUCACAGCUAUCAUAUACAAUGAGUCAGAGUAGCAAAAAACCGAAAGUUGUUGUUUUUGAUCUAGAUUAUACUUUAUGGCCAUUUUGGGUAGAUACACAUGUUACACCACCUUUUAAAAAAACAUCAAAUAAAAUUGUUGACACCCAGGGGCAAACAGUCAAACAUUACCCUGAUUCGCCAGGUAUAUUAAAAAAAUUACAUGAGGAUGGUUAUGAAAUUGGAAUUGCCUCUAGGACAUCAGAAACUAAGGGGGCCAACCAAUUGCUUGAAUUAUUUGGAUGGAACAAGUAUAUAAAAUAUAAAGAAAUUUACCCAGGAACUAAAACAACUCAUUUUUCAAAAAUCAAGAAAGCUUCAGGAGUUGAUUACAAAGACAUGAUAUUCUUUGAUGAUGAACAGAGAAAUAUCACAGAUCUCACGAAAUUAGGUGUUUUAUCAAUCCUAGUUCGUGAUGGAGUUACACAUAAAGUGAUACAAGAUGCCCUCACACAAUUUGCUAGUUGAUAAUAACUGACUACAAAAUUAGCUAAUUAUGUAUAUUAUUUUACUGUAAAUAAAAAUAUUAAUAAUCUUUUUUUAACAAAUAGUAACAAAUAAAAAAAUCAU
This is a messenger RNA of Trichogramma pretiosum, 1418 nucleotides long. Its product is annotated as magnesium-dependent phosphatase 1-like. Lineage: Eukaryota; Metazoa; Arthropoda; Insecta; Hymenoptera; Trichogrammatidae. Gene Ontology annotation, molecular function: acid phosphatase activity. The record is from RefSeq and is a predicted model, not a curated record. Bases 831 to 1316 code for a protein of 161 amino acids. The transcript has 5 exons.